UAAGAGGCAGGUCCUUCUACUCAGUGAUCAGCAGCAUCUGCACGUUUGGGUCAGAGGAGGUGGUUGAGUUCGCCUGCAUCACAUUAUCAUUACUUGUAACUGCACAGUGCUGGACGCAAGCAGCAGCUCCUUAAUCAUGGCAGAUCAAGCUUUUGUGACCCUGGCUACAAAUGACCCAUAUGUGAAAGGAGCACUGGUUUUGGCCUCAUCACUGAGACAGUACCAUACUACAAGAAAGCUGGUGGCACUCAUAACGCCUCAGGUCUCGGAAUCCAUGAGAAAAGCACUUGACAAAGUCUUCGAUGUUGUCAGAGUUGUGGAUGUCCUUGACAGUGAGGAUACUGCGCAUCUUACUUUAAUGCAACGUCCAGAACUAGGUGUUACAUUGACAAAAAUCCACUGCUGGACACUUACAGAGUAUGCAAAAUGUGUGUUCAUGGAUGCAGAUACAAUGGUUUUGUCAAAUAUUGAUGAGCUGUUUGAGAGGGAAGAACUAUCUGCAGCUCCUGAUCCUGGGUGGCCUGACUGCUUUAACUCUGGAGUAUUUGUUUACCAGCCAUCUCUCGUCACUUAUAAUAAUCUGUUACAGUCUGCAGCAGAAAAAGGCAGUUUUGAUGGUGGGGACCAGGGAUUGCUAAACAGCUUUUUCAGUACCUGGGCAACAAAAGACAUUAACAAGCAUUUACCCUUUGUUUACAACCUGAGCAGUAUUUCCAUAUACUCCUACCUCCCAGCAUUCAAAGCUUUUGGGGCCAAUGCAAAAGUAGCACACUUUUUAGGAAAAAUCAAGCCAUGGAAUUACACAUACGACAGAACAACAAAGACUGUAAAGAGUGAUGCGUUUGACCCAACACUUGCCCACCCAGAAUUCCUUAACACAUGGUGGGAGAUAUUCACUACAAGAAUCGAACCAUUGUUUACAGAGCAUGGAGCUGCAAAACCUACCUCUGUUAGCCUAAGAACGCUAUCGGGCUUGGUCUAUUCACUGGCUUUCUCUUGUCGCUUCUGUAGAGAGGAGGAUGUUACAGAAGCAGCGUCUCAGUUGUCAUUAGAAUCCAGUCAACCAUCUUCAUCAGAAGAAGAACGAAGGGAGAGGUGGGAACAAGGUCAAGUUGACUACAUGGGAGCAGAUUCAUAUGACAACAUAAAGAAGAAGCUUGAUUCCUAUCUCCAAUAGGAAAUCUUCCUGCACAAGAACAAACUGUGAGGACUUGUUCAAGAGCUGUUUAACACCUUGGGUUAUUAUAGCAAUUUAUUAAAAUGCUGUGACUUUUACUAAAACUCCAGUAGGUGGUUACACUUGAGUGUGGGAAAUGUAAAUUCGGUAUUCUAUAAGUCCAGUUAAUGUGCCAUUGGUCCCUUUCUAUUAGCAUCCAGGUAAUGUGCAGAUCAUAUCUUUUUAGAAUGGUAUAGGUAGUUCUGCUUCAGAAUCUGAAAUAGAACUUGUUGGCAACUUUAACACUGAUACUUGGUUGAAUAUUCCCUUGCUUAAAUUAUUUGCUACCACUCCCACACUGUUCCAUGAUCGUAUUGGAGUGUAUAGGUUUUGAGCAAUGUUGAGUUUGCCUUUCUAUAAAGGAACCCUCAAGUUGCCCUCUGUCCCUCCUGUGAGCAAACUUUUGGUUGAAUAAACUAUUUCUGCUCCUGCCCUCCAUAACCUUCAAGGUUUUAAAACUACUUUGAAGUUAAUUGUAAAUACCUCCAACUUGUUUAGUUCUGUACACAAACUGAUGUCUGCAUUUUCUGAACAAACUGUAACGGCACUAAAUCUAAAUAAAUCAGUUGUGUUCAGUA
This is a messenger RNA of Bombina bombina (fire-bellied toad), 1794 nucleotides long. It is a transcript of the gene GYG1, whose product is annotated as glycogenin 1. The transcript is spliced from 8 exons. Bases 137 to 1177 code for a protein of 346 amino acids. Gene Ontology annotation, cellular component: cytoplasm. The record is from RefSeq and is a predicted model, not a curated record. Gene Ontology annotation, molecular function: glycosyltransferase activity. Lineage: Eukaryota; Metazoa; Chordata; Amphibia; Anura; Bombinatoridae.